AUGCAAAUAUUGAGGGCUCCUCCUCCAUCACCUCCUCACCGGCAGAUGCACACACACACACGCACACAGAGCGGCGGAGAGAAAGGAGCGAGGGAGCCCGCUUAUAUAACAGCGGCUGUGGGAAACGCUGGGGAGCUGGAGGAGAUCUUCACUGGACAAUACAAGCGGAAAAUACUGCGAUGUGUACGUGCCUCAAGCGGAUACGUGACGGAGCAGUCCCGGGCACAAUGCUCCGGCGGUGAAGGUUCUGAACAUGGAUCUUCUGGACCCAAUGACCCGAGUUUGGAAGAUGAAAUCCUUUGUGACACAUCUUUAGCUGUGCAGACAUGA
Messenger RNA from Knipowitschia caucasica, 330 nucleotides. The record is from the annotation of a GenBank genome assembly. Lineage: Eukaryota; Metazoa; Chordata; Actinopteri; Gobiiformes; Gobiidae.